This is a messenger RNA of Physella acuta, 3326 nucleotides long. Its product is annotated as conserved oligomeric Golgi complex subunit 2. Lineage: Eukaryota; Metazoa; Mollusca; Gastropoda; Physidae. The record is from RefSeq and is a predicted model, not a curated record. Gene Ontology annotation, biological process: Golgi organization; intra-Golgi vesicle-mediated transport; protein transport. Gene Ontology annotation, cellular component: membrane; COG complex.
UUGACUAAUGAUAUUGACAACACAUCAACGUAAAAAUUAACAAAACUUUAUUACUAUUUUCUGCAUUAGGUCAAUUUUAAUACUAGAUUUAGAUCUCUAGAUCUAGCGUAGCUUUAAAAAAUGACAGUUGACGUCGCAAAUAAAACAUUUACAUUGCCAUCUGGACCUGCAACUCUAUGUUUUGAUAAAGAAGAGUUUAUGAAGAAAGACUUUGAAGUUGACAAGUUCAUUAUGGAUUGUAAAAAAAAGGUUCCACUUGAAACCUUACGUGACGACCUAGAUCUAUAUUUAAAAGUCAUCAGAAGUGCAAUGAUUGAACUCAUUAAUAAAGAUUAUGCUGAUUUUGUAAACUUAUCAACUAACUUGGUUGGAAUGGAUAAAGCUAUAACAAAUUUAACAACCCCACUUGGUCAGCUUAAAGAAGAAGUUUUGAGUGUCCAAACAGCAAUGGAUGAAGCCAUCAAAGGUGUACAAGAGAAGAUCAGACAACAGCAGGAAAUACAGAGAAAAAAGGCUGUGCUACAAAGGUUAAUGAACAUAACAGCUUCUGUAGAAAAAAUAGAAAAACUGCUUGGAAUAAAACAAGGCACAGAUACAGACACUCCUGGUGAACUGACUGGACCAUUGAUAGAACGUGUUGCAACAGAAUUUAACAAACUUCAGUUUUAUGUUACAAGAAGCAAAGGACUGCCACUGGUAGAUAAAGUUAAACCUCGCAUAGCAGCAAUAACGACUACUCUACAAUUCAGUCUUGAGGGCUCAUUCUUGUCUGGGCUUGAGACAGAAAAUGCUGGAAUGUUGCGGCAGUGUCUAAGAACAUAUGCACUCAUAGAUAAAACUCAUGAUGCUGAGAGUUUAUUUCAAGAGCAUAUUGUUCAUCCUUAUAUGGAAGAAGUAAUUAGUGAAGAAUUUUUGAGACAUCACAACAAAGAUAUAUCAGUAAUGUUUGAUCAUAUAGUGGCUUUCUUCCCUGAAAAAUGUUCCAUCCUCACUGGCAUUACAACAGGGACCAGUGGAGACAUUGUUAGGGGAUAUGACUUUAUAGUGAACGCUGUAUUGCCUGAAGUGGUCAAGAAUCUAGAACUCAAGACACCAUCUAUAUUUGCACCAGGAAAUCCUGAUGUUUUCCACAAAAAAUACAAUGCAUGCAUGAAGUUUCUGGAUGAUUUUGAGCAAUGCUGUGGCUCUUUGGCCAGUGUGAAACGUCUCAGACAACAUCCAAGUUAUAGUUCACUUCUUGGAAAAUGGAGUUUACCUGUCUAUUUUCAGAUUAGGUUUCAAGACAUUGCUGGAUCCUUUGAAACCUCCUUAGCUACUGGUUUUAAUAAUGUUCAAGGAGAUUUUCACCUUCAGUCUUCCAAUGCCCUGUGGACAUGUUUGAAUUGGUGCUGGAGAGAGGAUAUUUUCUUACCAGCUUUAACUCACAGAUUUGUAAAACUAAAUCUUCAACUACUUUCACGUUACAAAACAUGGCUUAAUGAAGUUUAUCAAGAAGAGUUUGUCAGAAAAACUGAAUCAGUUACAGAAACAAAGCCACGUUCCUCAACUCCUGACAUCCUAAAUAGUCCAACAACAACAACUGACAUAAUGACUCGGUCCAUGUCACCAAAACCCACACAUAUGCAAGAUUUAGUGCAAAGACCAGCCCUGACAACAGGCCAAGUGGUAGCUUUGAUGGCAGAUAUGGAUAAGUUGGUUGCCAUGAUUCCAUUAUUGUAUGAAAAUGAAAUUAAGACAAAGCUUGUGUCUGUGGGACAUGAAAACCCAGACUUGGUGAAAGUGAUACUAUCUGAAGAAAUGAGUUCAGCUUGUGAAUGUAGACCAAGGUUUUGGUCCAUGGUCACUGAAGACAUAAUUAAGAGAUGCAGUGUUUUCUUGAAUCAGGUUAAUGACAUUCCUAGGCUCUACAGAAGAACUAACAAAGAGGUUCCCACCAAACAGUCCACUUACCUGUCCAGUGUGAUAAAACCCCUGACCCAGUUUUGUGCUGAGCAUUCGAAUGCGUUAAAUCAGCAGCAGAAAGUGGAGUUCCUUGGUCAUGUUUUCACCUCCCUUACCCAACAAUUUUCAGAAGUGACUUGUGAGGUUUUGACAUCAACUAAAAAGAUGGAAGAAAGUUUGAGACGGUUGAAAAAAGCAAGAGGAGGAGAGAAAGAAAAAGAAAAAUCAGGUUUUAGUGACUCGGAUAAAAUCAGAACUCAGCUGAUUAUUGAUAUCAGAAGUUUCCAUAAACAGAUGGAAGACUUUGGAAUUCAACCAGAAAAUAUUGAAGGCUACAGCAAGCUUUCCUCUUUAGCUGAAGAUGCACAAGCUGACAUCACUUCUUCUAGUUCUUGAACUGAACAGAAUUGAAUAAUUGUUUUAAGAAUGUUUUUUACUUAGUUUUUCUGUAAAAAAAUGUUUUACACACCAACAUGCAAUCAAAGUUAAACCCAGAUAUAAUGGUGGGUUGUAUCAGUAAUAUUACUAUGCACAUUCAUUCCUUGUUGUUAAUAUCUUAAUGCUUUUCAAGUAUCCCUUGAUUUUCUCUGCCAGGGAAAAAGUUCCCUUUAUUAAGUUUUGUAUUUCAUUUCACACUAUAAGUUUUACAUAGUUUAAAAAAAAACAACAUUGCUAUUACAAAACACUGUAAAUAUGUUAAUAUAUUUAUUAAUGUAUUAUUGUUAUACACUUCAAAAUAAUUAAUAUUUUCUAAAUUGUAAAUAAUUUUUGCAUUUUUAAACUUAAUCUUCUUUAUAAUUAGCCUACAUUAGAUUAGUAAUUAAACUAUUAAAGUAAGUUAAAAAGAACAAAGAUAUCCUAGAAACUGUGGACUAGUGAAUAAAAGUGGACGAGUACAAUCUUGUUUUUUCCCUAUUGAUUUUCUUUAGUACUGCCAAAAUAAACAUUUCAAAAAUUCUAAUUUUAAUGUGCCGAUGUAUCUUAUGGCUUGGCUGAAAAUUUAAAAAAAAAGCUAUGAGGUUGUAUUUAAAGUUCCAUUUGGUCAAAUGUGAUUUGGUCAAAUAUGAUGUGAUAUGGGCCAUCUUUAAAAGCUAUUAGUACCAUGCCCAAAGCUGCAAUUACAAAUGUGAUCCAAUACAUUUCUUUUAUCUAUUUAUAUUUUGUUUUUUUCUGUUGGGUUGCUUGCUGCUUCCAUUUAUGUAUUAAACUGAAAUGUGAAUCAUGCUCAUGUAUAAUACAGUAAAUGUCAUUUUAAUUUAGUAAUUCAAAAACUUAUGACAAAUGUUUUCUGAUUUAAAAAAAGUUAUAUUGUAUUCAAAAUGAGGGAAAGCUAUAAAAAUAAAGCUUAAAAAACAGGUUUUUCUUUUUCUUUUUUAAAACUUAAC